CUGAACAGUGGCAGCGCCGCAGCCGGGGCCCGAGCCCGAGCUCAGAAGCCGACGGGGCCCAGCCGGGAUGGUGCAGCGGCGGCUCCGCAGCGCACGCACGCACUGAGAGGGCCCAAGCUGGGCCCCGCGGCCUCCGCGCCCCCCGCCGCCCCGAUCCCGGCCGGCAUGAUGUGCCUGGAAUGCGCCUCGGCGGCGGCGGGCGGCGCGGAGGAGGAGGAGGCGGACGCGGAGCGGCGGCGCCGGCGCCGGGGGGCGCAGCGAGGGGCCGGCGGUAGCGGUUGUUGCGGGGCGCGGGGCGCCGGGAGCGCUGGAGUCGUGGCCCCCGACGAUGAGGUGCAGACGCUGUCCGGCAGUGUGAGGCGGGCCCCGUCCGGACCCCCCAGCAUCGCCGGCACCCCCGGCUGCGCAGCCGCUGCCAAGGGCCCCGGCGCACAGCAGCCCAAACCAGCCACCCUGGGCCGCGGGCGGGGGGCAGCUGCCGCCAUCCUCAGCUUGGGCAACGUGCUUAACUACCUGGACAGGUACACCGUGGCAGGUGUCCUUCUGGACAUCCAGCAGCACUUUGGGGUCAAGGACCGAGGCGCUGGCUUGCUGCAGUCAGUGUUCAUCUGCAGCUUCAUGGUGGCUGCCCCCAUCUUCGGCUACCUGGGUGACCGCUUCAACAGAAAGGUGAUCCUCAGCUGCGGCAUUUUCUUCUGGUCGGCAGUCACCUUCUCCAGCUCCUUCAUCCCCCAGCAGUAUUUCUGGCUGCUGGUCCUGUCCCGGGGUCUGGUGGGCAUUGGCGAGGCCAGCUACUCCACCAUCGCGCCCACCAUCAUUGGCGACCUCUUCACCAAGAACACGCGCACACUCAUGCUGUCUGUCUUCUAUUUUGCCAUCCCACUGGGCAGCGGCCUGGGCUACAUCACUGGCUCCAGUGUGAAGCAGGCGGCUGGAGACUGGCACUGGGCCCUGCGGGUGUCCCCUGUCCUGGGCAUGAUCACAGGAACACUCAUCCUUGUCCUGGUCCCAGCCACUAAAAGAGGUCAUGCCGACCAGCUCGGGGGACAGCUCAAGGCACGGACAUCGUGGCUCCGGGACAUGAAGGCUCUGAUCCGAAACCGCAGCUACGUCUUCUCCUCCCUGGCCACGUCGGCCGUGUCCUUCGCCACAGGGGCCCUGGGCAUGUGGAUCCCACUCUAUCUGCACCGUGCCCAAGUUGUGCAGAAGACAGCAGAGCCUUGUAGCAGCCCGCCCUGCGGGGCCAAGGACAGCCUCAUCUUUGGGGCCAUCACCUGCUUUACGGGCUUCCUGGGCGUGGUCACGGGUGCAGGAGCUACACGUUGGUGCCGCCUGAGGACCCAGCGGGCCGACCCACUGGUGUGUGCUGUGGGAAUGCUGGGCUCCGCCAUCUUCAUCUGCCUGAUCUUCGUGGCUGCCAAGAGCAGCAUUGUGGGCGCCUAUAUCUGUAUCUUCGUUGGGGAGACACUGCUAUUUUCUAACUGGGCCAUCACUGCGGACAUCCUCAUGUACGUGGUCAUUCCCACCCGCCGGGCCACCGCGGUGGCCUUGCAGAGCUUCACCUCUCAUCUGCUGGGCGAUGCUGGAAGCCCCUACCUCAUAGGCUUUAUCUCGGACCUGAUCCGCCAGAGCACCAAGGACUCCCCGCUCUGGGAGUUCCUGAGCCUGGGCUAUGCCCUCAUGCUCUGCCCCUUCGUCGUGGUCCUGGGUGGCAUGUUCUUCCUCGCCACUGCUCUCUUCUUCCUCAGUGACCGUGCCAAGGCUGAGCAGCAGGUGAACCAGCUGGUGAUGCCACCCGCAUCCAUGAAAGUCUGAGGUGGUGCUGCUGGGACAGUGAAGAACCCUUGCUCCUCCCUAGUCUGGGAGAUGUCCUUCGGCAUCCCGGACCUACAGGGCUGUCCCAAAGCUUUCUGUGUGACUCACAGCUGGGCACCCAUUCUCUAUGGCCUAGGACUGCUGAGUGGCCCUGGCUCCAAGAGGAGGCUGCGUCCUCAGUUAACCUGGAAGGCUGUGUGUGUUGGAGCCACUCAGUUGGACAGAUUCCCAGUCCUGGGUUUGGGUUUCAGGGGCCCUGGGGCCAAGGGAGAAGACAGCCCCAAGUGGGUGUGUUGGGAGAACCUGGCCUGCCACCAGCUUAUGUGAUCUUGGGCAAGCCCCUGCCCUCCCGAGGUCAUGGGGCCAGGGGGCUGGACUUCCCCGCACAGUAUGUUGGGCAAUGCACUCUACACAGCUUUGAAGACCCAGUGGGUGCUGCACUAUACCGAGAGGAGAUGGCUCAGGCCUCAGAGCCACAAUUCAAAUUCUGAAGCCCCGUGAAGGUCUUGGCACAGAGACCAUGCUCUGACCUUGGAUUCAAGCUGGCACAUGGAACCCAGCACCCUUCACUGGGUGCUUCCUACCCUGGCUGGUCACUCUGAAGGACAUUUGUCCCUGCUGCCUUAGGCUGGCUUUUCACCUGGAGGUCUCAGGUGAGGACUGUCCCUUUACAGGGAGCUGGCAUCAGCAGGGGUAGAGGCCCUGGCAGCAGCUGCACACCAGGCUUGAAAUCUCUGGGAGCUACCCAUUAGCCCACCUCUGCUGGACCCCUGGAGCACCUUCACUGACACCCCAGAUAGCCAGGGGCCCACUCCCUCCUCCCAGGCUGGCUGAGCCUUUUCCAAGGAUGGGGCCCAGAGAGCAAUUCCCAGAACCCAGGGGGUGGUAGCCAGCGCUCUGGCUGCUGGAGGAAGCAGCUAUGAACUCAGCUUCCUGCCCAGGAGAUGGUCUGUGGAGGCUGAGGCCUGUCCAAUAGCCAACACCACCAGCCACAGGCUGCAGUGGUUCACAGGCACGCGCAUACACACUCCCAGCUAACUCUGGGUGGGGGGCAGGCCUUCACCGAGUCCCAUCUUUGUGCACACACACACUUAUCCUUGAAACCACACACUAGGGUAAAGCUGUCACCUCACACCAGCCCCUGGGGGAGCUGAUCCCUACCGCUCCAUACCCCCUUGCACAUUUGCUGCAAUCAAGGUGGCUCUGGUCCAGAGGGGCUGCCAUGGCCCAUAGGAGACCCUGAGCUUGGACAAUGCUCCCUUUGCCCCUUAGUUACUGGCUGGCUGUGGCUUCAGUGGUGUUAGCUAGUGGAAUACCCACCCCACCAAGCUCUGGGGCACCCUGGGGGCUGGACAAGGGAGUGGGGUGGGGAUGGUAUCCCCCAAAGACCAGUCUGGCCUCCACCCAGCCUCAGCCAGGGCCCCAGCAAUGUUUUCUUGUUGUACAAGAACCAGGUCCAGUGUUGCCUCCUCUUCCUUCCGGAAGCCAAACUGCUCCUUUAUUUUUUAGAGCUGCUGAUUGUGAAUCUCAGAGUCUUAAGAGAGAAGCCAAAUAUAUUCCUCUUGUAAAUGAAGAAAUAAACCUAUUUAAAUCAUG
Molecule: messenger RNA, 3411 nt
Organism: Marmota monax (woodchuck)
Lineage: Eukaryota; Metazoa; Chordata; Mammalia; Rodentia; Sciuridae
Gene: Spns2
Product: SPNS lysolipid transporter 2, sphingosine-1-phosphate
Exons: 13
Coding region: 166-1815 (549 amino acids)
Biological process (GO): transmembrane transport; lipid transport; sphingosine-1-phosphate receptor signaling pathway
Cellular component (GO): membrane
Molecular function (GO): transmembrane transporter activity; sphingolipid intramembrane carrier activity
Source: RefSeq, a predicted model, not a curated record